CCCUUCCGAUUUCAGAAAAAAAACUCAUCAUCUUCUUUUCGUCCUCGACCACAUCGUCACACUCUUUCCCUUCUCUUCUCAAUCUCUCUUCCCCUCCUCACUAUCUUCCACACCAUUAUCAACAAUGCAAGCUCUUCUCUCCCCAUCUCUCCGACCUUCUCCUCUCGACCCAAUCCGCAACAAAUCCCAUUUCCUCUCAUCUACUUCCACGAAAUGCAAACCCCCAACCAGAAUUUCCUUCAUCACUCCUCGAGCUGCUGUUUCUUCUUCUCAAGCUGCGCCAAAAAGAGAAACAGACCCAAAAAAACGAGUUGUGAUUACAGGAAUGGGUCUUGUUUCCGUGUUCGGUAAUGAUCCUGAUGUUUUCUAUGAUAAACUUCUUGAUGGGGUUAGUGGGAUUGCCCCCAUUGAUCGUUUUGAUGCUUCUAAAUUCCCAACUAGAUUUGCUGGACAGAUCCGUAAUUUCUCUUCUGAAGGCUAUAUUGAUGGUAAGAAUGAUCGACGUCUUGAUGAUUGUCUUCGUUAUUGCAUUGUUGCUGGCAAGAAAGCACUUGAAUCUGCUGAUCUUGGGUCUGAUAAUCUCUCUAAGAUCGACAAAGUGCGGGCGGGUGUGCUUGUGGGAACUGGUAUGGGUGGGCUUACAGUUUUUUCUGAUGGUGUUCAAGCGUUGAUUGAGAAAGGUCACAGAAAAAUAACUCCAUUUUUCAUUCCGUAUACCAUAACUAAUAUGGCAUCCGCAUUGCUUGCCAUUGAUCUUGGUUUGAUGGGACCUAAUUAUUCGAUAUCAACUGCCUGUGCUACCUCAAAUUACUGUUUCUAUGCUGCUGCCAACCAUAUCCGUCGUGGUGAAGCUGAUGUAAUGGUUGCCGGUGGAACUGAAGCUGCUAUUCUUCCUAUUGGUUUAGGAGGUUUUGUUGCAUGCAGAGCUUUGUCGCAGAGGAAUGAUGAUCCUCAGACAGCUUCGAGGCCAUGGGAUAAAGAAAGGGAUGGCUUUGUGAUGGGUGAAGGAGCUGGUGUACUGGUAAUGGAGAGUUUGGAGCAUGCAAUGAAAAGAGAUGCUCCGAUUAUUACUGAGUACCUGGGAGGUGCAGUAAAUUGUGAUGCUUAUCAUAUGACUGAUCCACGAUCUGAUGGACUUGGUGUUUCCUCAUGCAUCGAGAGAAGCCUAGAAGAUGCUGGUGUGUCACCUGAAGAGGUCAACUACAUAAAUGCUCAUGCUACCUCCACAAUUGUUGGUGACUUGGCUGAGGUGAACGCCGUCAAGAAAGUCUUUAAAAAUACAUCUGAAAUCAAGAUGAAUUCAACUAAGUCUAUGAUAGGACAUUGUCUCGGUGCUGCUGGUGGUCUGGAAGCUAUCGCUACAGUUAAAGCUUGUACAACUGGGUGGUUGCAUCCUACCAUUAAUCAAUUUAAUCCGGAGCCAUCGGUCGAGUUUAAUACAGUUCCAAAUAAAAAACAACAGCACGAAGUGAAUGUUGCAAUUUCAAAUUCUUUUGGAUUUGGUGGUCACAAUUCGGUGGUAGUAUUCUCCGCCUUCAAACCUUGAUUGGUUGCGUGAUGAAGAUUUUGCGGUCGUCAAGGAGUUUAGAAUAUGUGUGCUUUGUAACUUUCAGACAAUUGUAUUCUUCCCAUACUUCUUUAACCAUGAUGAAUUUUGGAAGGAAGCAGGGGAUCGCAAAACAUUUCUGCGAUCUGCAUUCUCCUGUCUUUUGAUCAAAAGAUAAUAAGUAAAAUAUGUAGCGUAGAGAAAUAGACAUACAUCUUUUAUCUAUAUUUUCAGUUGAGCUAGUGAACCUAACAGUUGGCGGCAUGUUAAAGUAAUUUCUAAGGUUGAUUGUUUAAUUAGAUCAUUAGGAAAGUUGUUUCUUGGA
Messenger RNA from Amaranthus tricolor (Joseph's coat), 1871 nucleotides. RefSeq names its product 3-oxoacyl-[acyl-carrier-protein] synthase I, chloroplastic-like. Gene Ontology annotation, molecular function: 3-oxoacyl-[acyl-carrier-protein] synthase activity. Lineage: Eukaryota; Viridiplantae; Streptophyta; Magnoliopsida; Caryophyllales; Amaranthaceae. Bases 125 to 1546 code for a protein of 473 amino acids. Gene Ontology annotation, biological process: fatty acid biosynthetic process. The transcript is spliced from 7 exons. The record is from RefSeq and is a predicted model, not a curated record.